This is a messenger RNA of Musca domestica (house fly), 4834 nucleotides long. Its product is annotated as protein kintoun. The coding region runs from base 593 to 3568 and encodes 991 amino acids. The record is from RefSeq and is a predicted model, not a curated record. Gene Ontology annotation, cellular component: cytoplasm. The transcript is spliced from 5 exons. Lineage: Eukaryota; Metazoa; Arthropoda; Insecta; Diptera; Muscidae. Gene Ontology annotation, biological process: axonemal dynein complex assembly.
UCCUCAGCAACUGUGGCAGUCAACUUCAUGUUCAGUCAAUCUAAAAAACACAAGUCGGAAGAAACAAGAUAAUAAACGCUGCAAUACAAAAAAUAGAGUGUAAUAUAUUGAAUAUUGAUUGUGCUACAACUUAAAUAGCAAGCUGAUGAAAUUCAAAUAAAAAUUACAAAAUCGAAAGCAAUAUAUUGUGUGUGAAAGAAAUAAAACAUUAAAAAACUAAGAACUGAAAAAGCAAGAAAAGUAUAAACUAAACUUGUAAGUUAACAAAUACAACAACCACGACUAAACAAAAAAGCCGGUUAGUGUUAUAUAUUGACCAUACCCACAUAUAUACAAUUUCUAUAUACCAAAGGGAACCAUACACAUAUAUUUACAUAAAAGAAAAAUUACAGCAAAGGGAGCAACACUAUUAAAAUAAAAUUAUUCCAAAUUUUUGUUGUCAAAAAAAAAUAUUUUCGAAAAGCGCUUGCUAUAACUCUGUCUCUCAUUUGAUUUGGUUAACAAAAGAAUUCAAAACGGAUCGCUUGCCUGAAAUACAAAAACAUCUGUUGAAAAUAGAAACCAUAAAACUGCAUACGAAAAACGAUCGGCUAUGUCCUCUGCUACAACGAUCCCAUCUACCGCCCAUCAUAAUUCAAACACUACACAACUAUCAACUGCAAAUUGUAAAGCAACGAGAACCGCUGCACCACCUCCAUCAUCUUCUGCCGCAUCAGUAUCUCAAUUCGAUAUAACAAAGGACGAAUUUGAACGGAUAUCGGAGGCAUUGAAAAAGGAAGAAUUUCGUAAAUUAUUUCUAGACUAUAUUGAGGAGAUCCAAGAUCCAGAAAAUCGCAAACGCUAUGAAGAUGAAAUCAAACAAAUUGAAGCUAAACGUGGCGUCGACGUAAUCUUUGUCCAUCCUCAACCCGGGUUUGUUAUUAAAACCUCACAGAAUGGCGAACAAAAAUGUUUUAUAAAUUGCGCCAAAAACGAACAUGUGGGCAAGCCCACAAGUCAGGUCUCACUGAAUCAUGCGACCGGCCAAAAGGGAUUGAGCUGGUCCAUUCCCAUGGCCCAGGCACCACCACGUGAUGACUUCGAUAAUAACAAGAAACGUUGUUGCGUCUAUGAUGUUGUCUUCCAUCCUGAUGCCUUGUAUUUGGCCGAAAAGAAUUCAGCCUUCCAUAAGUGCCUGGUUGAUACAGCACUAGAUGCCGUGGAAAGGGAAUAUAAGGUAACACUGGAUCGAGUUAAUAUCAAAUUUCCCAAACUACAAUACAAAGGUUUGCCCAGACCCACUGUGAUACGUAAACUGUCAAAAACCCCCUCUAAAGAUGCUGAAGAACCCCAUCCCCUUGAGCACAUGUAUCCAGCAAAACCCACAGCCGAUACAGAAGCUCCCAAAAUAUUACCCAUGAAAAGCAUGGAAAACAUGAACAAAAAAUCCGAAUAUUGCACCCCAAAGUACACGCUAACACAUCGCCAUGAUGUCGAUCUCAGUCAAUAUACAAAUGAAUUAGAUGCUAAACUAAAUGCCACCAAACCUCGGGAAUUAGUUGUAGACAUAGAACUGCCUCUAUUGAAUUCCAGCAAUGAAUGCCAAUUAGAUGUAACAGAAAAAUCGAUAUUUUUGCUCAGUGAUAAAGCUGGGGCCAAAUAUCGCCUUAACCUCGAUUUGCCGUUGAAGGUUGAUGAUAAGAACGGCUCGGCGAAAUUUGAUGUGGAUACCAGACAUUUGGUUAUAACACUGCCUGUAAUACAAACGCCAUUGGCCAUACAACGAGAAAUGCAUGAAUCGUUGUUACAUUUGAAUCGUGAAGAUAGUGGUGUGGAAAGUGAUAUGCUCAAUGAAGAUCUGGUGUCGAGCACCGCCGAAUCUCCUGUGGAGGAAUUGAAUUCUACUCCCUUGGAUGAAGUUUUACAGAAGGCUGUGAACAAUGUUGCUGCUAAUGAUGGCGAUAGUUUCCUCAAAUCUAAUGUGGACUAUCAACUUCCAAACAAAUUUGACUGCAAUGUAUUGGAUAACACCAUGUCACUGAUACUGCAGGUGCGUAAUGUCCAAGAUGAUUCCAUACAAAUGCAACAGCAUGAACAUUCUUUAGAAGUACAAUUUAGUUCUGUGGGGUCGGGAUACUAUCCCACCUACUACGCCUUCUACAUUCAGUUGACCGAAAGCAAUAGCGAAAUGAAAAUCAACAAGGUUGAAGCUGAGGCUUGGGAAAAUAAUGUAAUUCUAAACAUAUAUCUCAAUCAAACUGCCGAGAAUUUAACUAGCUAUCUUGCUGGUUUAGAUAGUGAUCAUCUCAAGGAGUAUUACAUUUAUGGUAAAACCCAAAUGGCCCAUAAAUCGAGGCAAAGGCAAAAGGUGGUGGCCAAACAUCUGUUAACAGAGCCAACCAAUAUGGACAUAACCAUAGAACGUUCAGAGUGUGAUAAAUCAGUUGAUAUAGAAAUCAAACCACGUUUGGCAGAAAAUUCCACAUGCAAUACCAACACCACGGAGGAUGAAGAUUGUCAUGGUACCACCAGUGCUAGUGCUGAUAACAACUCCACACAAAACUCCAAGAAGCUAAAUAAAAAACAGAAACGUAAAAAUAAAAAACGUCGUUCUCUAAGUGAAUCUGCCUGUGAUGACAUUAAAGCAUAUCAGCAACAACAACAACAACAGGAUCAACUAGAUCAACAACAGAAACAACUGCAAGACCAACAGCAGCAGGAGAAGACCUCCAACGUUAUAACUGAAAAUGAAGCCGAUGUUGAUGCCGACGACGACGAAGAUGAUGAAGAUUCAUCACCGGAACGUUGUGACAAAUCAUCGAAACCUCCCCAUCAUCCCAUAUCCUCGUCAAUGAAUGUGCCUUCGGCAUUAUCAUCAUCAUCAUCAUCUAAUUCUGCCAAUUUAAACUGCAUGGGACAGCAGCAACAACGUAACAAACAGCGCAGUUUCUCUGAAUCUCGUGAUAGUGUUAUAAGUCUCAGUGCUGGUAGCUGUUCGUAUAAGGGUAUUUUGAAACACUAUAGCCGUUAUGGUCCCCGCCCAUCCCUCACCGAUUCAUGUUCAUCUAUUGAUGAGUGUUCAUCGUCGGCCUAUUCCACCUCAGUGGAUGGCAUGGCAAAUGCAUUUAAUGCUCUACGUUUUUCACAAUCAUUCAGCGAUAUACCCGAAGAAAAUGUUGUCGGUCUAUCGGAAAGUUGUAAGAAAACUGUUCGCUUCAGUGAAGUUAUACGCAAGCAGGUGUUUAGAUUGGAUUCCAGUAUCUUGGGUCAACGCAAAAAGAAUCAAAAACGUCGUGAUCGUAAACAAAGAGCUUUACAACGUCGUCUUAGUGAAGGCGAUUCCGCUGAUUAUGAAGACAAUAAGCCUAUGGUACCUUUACCAACAUCCAAUUCCAGUGCGCAAUAUUUGAAAACGAAAAAUAACUGCAACAAUAACGGUGUCUCUUCGGCAGCAACCAACAAGAAUAGCAACAACAAGGCCAAGGAUAAAAAAUCGAAUCAGAAAAACAAUCGACCACGGCUGGAGUCGGAAUCAUCAUCCGAUGUGGAUAAUCACAAGAAUGCUAUGAUGUUUGAAAUGGACAUGUAAAGCGCAACCCAAACUCCAAAAUGAUUUUCCAAAAUUUAUAAAACAAAAGCACCCACCAACUAACCAUGGAGCAAACUAAAAAUAAGUGGUCCUCUACAAAAUUUUGUAUUGAAUGGAAAUUUGAAAAAGAAAUCAAAUCGUCGUGUUUCAUCAAAACAUAUUAACAAACAUACAUACAUCAAUACACAAUAUAUAUCCAUUUGAAAUUGUUUACUUAGCUAUUAGAGAAAGUAAUUUUAAUAAUGUUAUUACACACAGCAACAAAUAUUGUAGUAGGCUAGUAUAUAGUUAUCCUAGUUUCAGAGUAUUUAAAAGAAAACAUCUAAAUAUUCAUCAUCUAUAGGAAGAGUAAUAAUUGCCUUAUAAGAAACAAAUUAUGUAUUUGAAUACAACAAUAAUACCUUAAAACCCCACACUAACAUCAACAUGCAUGCGUAUAUAUAUUGCUCAAAAAAUAUCCCCACAAUCCCCUUGAAUUUUUUUGUUAGCACAUUUGGCCCUUUUAAACAAUUUGUAAAUUUUUGUUUUCUAUUUAUUAAAAAAAGAAAGAGAAUUAUAUUAAUUUGAUUUCUGUUUGCCUUUCACACACACACAUAAAUAUAUAACGGUUGUAUAAAUUCCAAAUAUUAUUUGCGAAACACAGCACUUUAAAAGAAAGACUUUAAAAAUUUUAUAAAAAUUGUUAGAAACUUUUAAUUUUUUUGUUAUCAUAUGUAAUUAUUAUUUUCAUUUUCUUCUCUAAGAAAAAUCCAAUAUUGUUAUAAAAUUUAAAAUUUUGUUAAUUCUAUUAAAAAAUUAAAAAAAAAAAACAUACAUUUACCCCACAAAAAAGAAAAACCUCUUGUGCAUGCAUGCCUCAAAUAUGAAAUUUUUCAAAACGAAAAUGAAAUCAAUUUGAGUUUUACAAAAGAGAACGAACAUGAAUGUUUCUUCUGCUUGUUCUACACACGAAGUAUAUUUAUAUAAAUAGGGUUCACUUCUAUAUUCAUCAAUUACAAUUGUUCAUAUCAAACACAUUUAUAUAGAUUGUAUGUACUCCUGUAUGAGGAAUCUUUUUUAUUAUUAUUAUUUCUAAUGUUAUGCCACAUAUACAUACACACAUAUAUAUUGAAGUUAUUCCUUACAAAAAUAUAGUAUAUACAACGUUUAAUACUGUAUCGAUUGCAUACGAAAGAAGAAACCUCAAGAGUUUUUUUUUAUUAAAAAUUAUUAUGUAUGUACACUACUUUUUCCUUAAUUGUGAAUAAAACAUUUUAAAUAAAAAUA